AUGACGUUCGUCUACCACAAUCACAUAACCGCAAAUCACGACUACGAUGAGGACGAUCAUGACUACGACGACUACGACUGCGACAGAUGCGAAAACUACAUACAGGAAAAACGACACCUAGAAUCAUGUCUGACUAAACGCCGGCAGACUAUUGAGGCAGAGCAGCAGAAGAACGCCUCACUUACUGCAAGUCUAGCGACUGCCCAGCAAAGCCUUGUCUGUUGCCAGCAGGAUAAAGCAGCACUUGAACAGAGAUCUGCAUCCUACGCGGCUGUAGCGUCUCAGUGGGAGGCCCAUUGCAACCAAAAAGUGGGACCUCUCAAAAGCGAGAACAUCGAGUUGAAAAGGGAGCGGGAUACGUUAAAGACCAAGCUGAAUAUGGAGCUGAAGACAUUGAAGGCAAAGAACACCGAUUUUUAA
Molecule: messenger RNA, 420 nt
Organism: Penicillium waksmanii
Lineage: Eukaryota; Fungi; Ascomycota; Eurotiomycetes; Eurotiales; Aspergillaceae
Exons: 1
Coding region: 1-420 (139 amino acids)
Source: RefSeq, a predicted model, not a curated record